Molecule: messenger RNA, 669 nt
Organism: Penicillium daleae
Lineage: Eukaryota; Fungi; Ascomycota; Eurotiomycetes; Eurotiales; Aspergillaceae
Exons: 2
Coding region: 1-669 (222 amino acids)
Source: RefSeq, a predicted model, not a curated record
AUGGCAGACGGAUACACAUCCAGCCCGCUCUCAGACCAGAGCUCCCCAACAUCUUCAUGGACCGCUGAUGCCACCAGGCAUUCCCCCAAGAUCAUCGUCUGGAACACGCCCGCCGACUCCCCAUGCAUGGCCGUUCUGGUCGACGAGCAAGUCAAACAGUUAUUUCGCCGAGUGCUUGGACGCUCUACUUCAUCCGCAGCAAGGUCCAUCCUAGCGCAUUUUCCAACAGUCCCCCAACCAAGCUGGGCAGCUUGUCUUCAAGAGCCCCUGCCAGUGCAGUAUCUCCUGGUUGCGCUGAAGGAGCUAACCGUCGUGGCGCCACACCAUCGCGAUGUUCGACAAGCCGUGAAAGAAGCCGGCGAGCUGGUCAAAUUCGAGGCAUUGAAGUUUAUCAAGAUCAUGCUCUGUGAAGAGUCUAAUCCAGAUCCCACAGCUGGGAUCAUGGCGAUGCACUGCUUUUUGGCAUUGGGACUCCAUGUACCAACUUUCUACCCCAUUGCGAAGGGGUUCCUGCUCGACUUUCAAGAUGAGUCGGGAGGAGCGAUAUUGCUUCUCAAGGGGCUCGAUGGCGGCAUAUACCAUGCCCAAUUCUCAUUUGCGAUGUUCAAAGACACGGUGAACUAUUUUCGCCACAAUAAAGUCCAAGGGCUGAGUCCGGAGGCAACCUGA